UUUUACCCAAAGGUGGAGAGUGGGAUCCGGACGGGUGGCGCUUGGAGCAGGUGAAGAAGCAUCGUUGUUCCAGCUGUGACUUCUGUCCUUUCUCCAGUCGUGAGUCGGAGUCAAGAAAAGACAAGCAUUCUUCUUUUGCGGCUAGGGCUCCAGUGAACUGUUGCCCAGAACCUAGGCACUUCGGACAUUUCAUCUCACUCCUUAUUCCGCUUUCACUGUAUAAAUCAUCUUCACACUUGUAACCCUGUGAAUCUCCGGUCUGCUCAAUGCUCAGAGAAGGGGUCAAACGGGAAUUUCACGUGUUUGAAAGAGAGGAUCGUCACGGACUGCAGGGAGCUGUCUAAGGUGCUGAAGCUUUCCAGGCGUCUGUCUCCAUCACCACACGGAGUAGAUUGCACAUUUUCAUUCCUGGCUUUCUCCUUCCCCAUGCCUUGGAUAAGACUAAUUUCAGGAUCGUGAAUAUCUCGUCGUAUCAUGGCCCACGUGAGACAUUUUCGAACAUUAGUUUCGGGAUUUUACUUCUGGGAAGCAGCACUGCUACUCAGUUUGGUUGCCACAAAAGAAACAGAUAGUGCAAGAUCUCGAAGUGCUCCAAUGUCACCUUCUGACUUUCUGGAUAAAUUAAUGGGGAGGACAUCGGGGUAUGAUGCAAGAAUCAGACCCAAUUUUAAAGGCCCUCCAGUUAAUGUCACAUGCAAUAUAUUCAUAAACAGCUUUGGCUCUAUCGCCGAGACGACAAUGGAUUACAGAGUGAAUAUCUUUCUUCGUCAGAAAUGGAAUGACCCUCGCCUUGCCUAUAGUGAGUAUCCUGAUGACUCCCUGGACCUGGACCCUUCCAUGUUGGACUCCAUUUGGAAACCUGAUUUGUUCUUUGCCAAUGAAAAGGGUGCCAACUUUCACGAAGUUACCACAGACAACAAAUUGUUAAGAAUUUUCAAGAAUGGAAAUGUUCUUUAUUCAAUAAGAUUGACUUUAACACUCUCUUGUCCAAUGGAUCUCAAGAAUUUUCCAAUGGAUGUACAGACAUGUAUAAUGCAACUGGAAAGUUUUGGGUACACAAUGAAUGACCUAAUUUUUGAAUGGCAAGAUGAGGCACCUGUACAAGUGGCAGAAGGACUCACUUUGCCCCAGUUUCUGUUGAAAGAAGAGAAAGAUUUACGAUACUGCACUAAACAUUACAACACAGGAAAGUUUACAUGUAUAGAAGUGCGAUUCCAUCUUGAGCGACAAAUGGGAUACUAUCUGAUCCAGAUGUACAUUCCUAGCCUCCUGAUCGUUAUUCUGUCCUGGGUUUCAUUCUGGAUCAAUAUGGAUGCUGCUCCAGCCAGAGUAGCUUUGGGAAUAACGACUGUGCUGACCAUGACCACACAGAGUUCAGGAUCACGAGCUUCCUUGCCAAAGGUUUCAUAUGUCAAAGCUAUUGACAUUUGGAUGGCAGUAUGCCUCCUGUUUGUGUUUUCAGCACUUCUGGAAUAUGCAGCUGUAAAUUUUGUUUCAAGACAGCACAAAGAACUUCUGAGAUUUCGCAGAAAGAGAAAGAAUAAAACAGAAGCUUUUGCAUUGGAGAAGUUUUACCGUUUCUCAGACACGGAUGAUGAGGUAAGGGAAAGUCGAUUCAGCUUUACAGCCUAUGGAAUGGGACCAUGUCUGCAAGCAAAAGAUGGUAUGACCCCAAAGGGCCCAAACCAUCCUGUGCAGGUAAUGCCAAAAAGCCCUGAUGAAAUGAGAAAAGUCUUUAUCGACCGGGCCAAGAAGAUCGACACCAUCUCCCGAGCCUGCUUCCCAUUAGCCUUUUUGAUUUUUAAUAUUUUUUACUGGGUUAUUUAUAAAAUUCUCAGGCAUGAGGAUAUUCAUCAGCAACAAGAUUAAGUCUCUAGACACAUACAAGUACAAAUCAUCAAUUCAAAAGAAGGUUUCUUUGCCAUAGGUGUGUGUGUAUGUGUGUAUAUGUAUGUGUGGGUGGUGUACAAAUGAUGACCAUUGCAUUAAAAUGGCAUAUGGAAAGGUAUUAUUAGAAUUUGCUAUGCAAAGUCAUGAAGCAGAUUAAGACUCUUUUAUUGGAUAAAAAAAGAUAUAUAUUAUGAGGAUUCUAUUUCAUAUUAAAGAUUAUCUGUCCUUUCACAGUAAAUCAUAUAAGUGGAAGUAUUACUGCCAAUGUGUUUGUAUGUUAUAUAUCACAUAAUAGGACACAUGAAAACGCCUUUGGAAUUCCUUGAUUUUUAAUUCAAUGAUAUUAAAUCUUACAAAAGUAAAAUUUGAAAAAUGAGCUUUAUAAAAGGAAAAGGGGGAAAUGUCGAGGAUAAAAAAGUUAGUAGUUUUGGGCUUUAAAAUAUUUUCUUAUACUGUAGUUACAAAAUAAAAAAAUAAUCAGUUAAUUCAGUGCAAAACUCACUCAACAGUAAAGAGGAUUGUACAUACAAAUGCUAUCAGACCAACUUAUAUAAUAACAAAAGUAAUUUCAAAUUAGAAGAUUAAAAUAAAGACAUCUAUUGUUUAGAUACUAAACUUAAUUCUUUAGAACACUAAAUUUCCCUCUUUGGAAACUUAAAACAAAUGGCUUAAGAGAUCAUAUUAAAUGCAAAAUCUACUUUUCUGAACUUUCUAUCUCUAUGAAUGAAGUUGGAAAUAUUGAAAACAACGCUAUUGUUUUUAAAAUAAGUGUUAUAGCUAUGUAUUUUUAAUGAUUUCCAAACACUGAAAAAUUCAAGCCGGCACCCUUGUUUUGUUAGAUAUUUAAU
This is a messenger RNA of Equus caballus (horse), 2738 nucleotides long. RefSeq names its product glycine receptor alpha 3 (gene GLRA3). NCBI's taxonomy places the organism in Eukaryota, Metazoa, Chordata, Mammalia, Perissodactyla, Equidae. Gene Ontology annotation, molecular function: transmitter-gated monoatomic ion channel activity involved in regulation of postsynaptic membrane potential; extracellularly glycine-gated chloride channel activity; transmembrane signaling receptor activity. Gene Ontology annotation, biological process: chemical synaptic transmission; chloride transmembrane transport; signal transduction. Gene Ontology annotation, cellular component: synapse; postsynaptic membrane; neuron projection. The record is from RefSeq and is a predicted model, not a curated record.